This is a messenger RNA of Haliotis rufescens (red abalone), 4766 nucleotides long. Its product is annotated as gamma-tubulin complex component 2-like. The record is from RefSeq and is a predicted model, not a curated record. The transcript is spliced from 32 exons. Bases 129 to 2813 code for a protein of 894 amino acids. NCBI's taxonomy places the organism in Eukaryota, Metazoa, Mollusca, Gastropoda, Lepetellida, Haliotidae. Gene Ontology annotation, biological process: meiotic cell cycle; mitotic cell cycle; cytoplasmic microtubule organization. Gene Ontology annotation, cellular component: spindle pole; gamma-tubulin small complex; centrosome. Gene Ontology annotation, molecular function: gamma-tubulin binding; microtubule minus-end binding.
GGAUAAAACAUUGCGCCGGAAACGCGGGAAAGAAGUUGAAGUUUGACUAACAUUGAAGUGAUGGUCCCAAAUUCCACAUUGUCACUGUGAAGUUGUGGUAAAGUGAAGUUCAACAUAUUUUCUCCACGAUGAGUGAAUUCAAGGUACACCACCACGUCAGUGAGCUGAUGAACCUCCUUGGGGUUCGUUCCACUGACUCUGUGGGAGCUGAGGUGUACACAGAGAUGCUUCUGAAGAAUACUACCCCAUACAUCACAACACAGGUUUCAGCACAUCAUGCGAAGAGGAAGAUUGCAGAGUCAACACAAACUCCUAUCGAGUUCUUUGCUAAAUAUGACGAUAUGAAGUCACGGAAUGUCCGAGAUCUGGAUGCACUUGUGUAUUUCUUUGCCAAGUUGUGUGAAGAGGACCAGACAAAAGAGUUCCUGGCGAAGAAUGCCCGAGACAAGGCGGACGCUGCAGGAAUGACCCUGUUGCCUCAUGGGAAGAUUACCUCCCAGCUGCCGGCCCCCGGAACCAAGAUGACGGAACAGGAGCUGUCGGAGAUUAAGGACAAGCUGCUGAAAGAAGCCAAGGCAGUGUCGGCAACAACAUCGUCCGAAUUCCUGAGGAAAGCUAUCCGAGAAAAGCAAAUGAAGAGAAAUGUGAACAUUCCGCUGCAGCCUGAGUGGCUGUUUCAGAGACCGUCCUUGACCUUGGACUUCAUUGUUGGAGUGGAUGGACCCACUGAUCAUAAUAUCGUGGCUCUGGGAACAUUGCCAGUUGCGCUUCAGGAACAAGCCAUUUUGGAUGAUAUCCUGUGUUGUAUGCAGGGCAUUGAGGGAAAGUAUAUCCUAGCCCGAGCCCUCACGGAGAGAUACGCUCCAAAAGAGUUCAUGAUAGACCAGAGUCUAGAUCCGUCCCUGCAGGAGCUGGUGAAGCGGGUGCUACCCAUGUGCUCCAACUAUUCCACUGUAGUCAGGUUUAUAGAAGAGAAGGCUGCAUUUGAGUACGGCCUAGUGAACCACGCCCUGAGUGCUGCCAUGCGGACGUUAAUCAAAGAUUACAUGGUGCUGGUCGCUCAGCUGGAACACCAGUACAGGCUGGGCACGUUGAGCCUCCAGAAGCUGUGGUUCUACAUCCAGCCCACGCUGAGGACACUGGAGAUCCUGGCAUCUGUCUCCAACUCCAUCAACAGGGGUGAGUGUAUUGGAGGAGCCGUGCUCAGUCUGCUGCAUGAGAAGACGUCCACGCUGAUCGGUGAUGCUAAAAGUCAAGAGCUGUGCCUCUACCUAACACAGUCGGCUUGUGUUCCGUACUUCGAGAUCUUGGAGAAGUGGAUCUACAAAGGCAUUAUAUCCGACCCUUACACUGAGUUUCUGGUGGAGGAGAACGAGACCAUUCAGAAGGAGAAACUACAGGAGGAGUACAACGAUGCCUACUGGGAGCAGCACUACACCAUCUGUAGAGAGAGGAUCCCUGUGUUCCUGGAGACGAUGGCAGACAAGAUCCUCAACACCGGGAAGUACCUCAACGUGGUCCGACUCUGUGCUCGUGAUGUGAAGUGUCCGUAUGCCGAGGAGAUUGUGUACACUCUGAAGGAGAGGCGGUACUAUGACCAGAUAGAUAAAGCGUAUCACUACGCCAGCCGCCUCCUGCUCGACCUCCUCAUGGAGGAGAAGGAACUCAUGGCUCGCAUCAGGUCAAUAAAGCACUACUUCCUGCUGGACAAGGGCGACUUCAUGGUGCAGUUCAUGGACAUGACGGAGGAGGAGAUGAAGCAGAACAUCGAAGAUAUCAUGCCGACUCGUCUCGAGUCCCUCUUGGAGCUGGCUCUCAGGACAAGCACAGCAAACGUGGACCCCUUCAAGGACGACCUCAGAGUUGACCUGCUUCCCUACGACCUGAUCACACAGCUGUUCAAGAUCCUCACAAUCGACACCAAGCUCGAGAAGGACUACAAGGUGGACCCCACGGAUCUGCACCUGUCUGGGCUGGAGUCUUUCUCCUUCGACUAUGUGGUCAAGUGGCCAGUGUCUCUCGUGCUCAACAGGAAGGCGCUGACCCGCUACCAGAUGCUGUUCCGGCACCUGUUCUACUGCAAGCACGUGGAGAGGCAGCUGUGCAGUGUGUGGAUCGGCAGUAAGUCGGCCAAGAGUUCCUCCCUGCAGUGGUCUCGCUGGUACUCCUCCGCCUUCGCUCUCCGACAACGCAUGCUGAACUUUGUCCAGAACUUCGAGUACUACAUGAUGUUCGAGGUGGUGGAGCCCAACUGGCACAUCUUUGGGCACAACAUGGAGACAGUGUCGAAUGUGGACGAUGUGUUGGCGUACCACACAGACUUCCUCAACAACUGCCUGAAGGACUGUAUGCUGACGAACCCCGACCUGCUGAAGAUUGUCCACAAGCUCAUGAUGGUGUGUGUCACCUUCUCCAACUUCAUACAGAGGCUAAACCAGAGCACGUCGGUGGAGCGGGAGGUUGACCGUCUGACCCAGGCUACCCUCCAGGCCACUGGCAACGAGAGGAGGGAGGACUCCCAGAAGAAAAAGGCUGCUACCAAGGUUGUGACGGAACACGUGGAUCAGUUGGCCAGCAGUGAGAACUUUGAGCGGACGAUCCACAACUUUGACACCAACUUCUCCCGACUACUGGUGGACUUGCUGGAUAAAAUCAUGGAUUUCAGUAGCACAAACUAUGAACACAAGCUCUUCAACAUUCUGUACAGAUUGGAUUUCAAUGGGUUUUACACUGAGAGACUGGAGGCCAAGUCAGCUGAGAGGGUUCGUCUUGAUGCAUCCGUCAGUUCGGGGUCAAACUCGGUAGACGACUGAUUUAUACAAGCUGGUUCCUCGGGGUCAUGGCCCACGGCUACAUUCACCAGUCAGAGACCCGACACUGCCAGGUACGUCCCUGGCAUUCACAGGAACCUGCCCGGAGAAUCUUGAGAGUUGGGGAGUCCCCCAGGAUAAUUAUGGAAACGCUCUCUCCACAAUCUUGUACAGCAACAGAAGUGCCAAGUCUCCUCAUCAUCGCGUUUCAUGCCCUUACAUUUCAGAAUUGUGUGCCACAGACUAUUGUUAAACAACACAACCAACACGAGCUCAUAGUGACAAGCCUCUGUCAGGAGUAUGAUGAUGGACAUUGAACUUUUUGGGACUGAUUUCAUCAUCUGAAGGUCAACAAGUUCAAGGUCAAACAUGUUGAGGUCACAGACAUAUUUACAAUUUCCCCACUCUGAAAUAUGUCGGUGAGUUGGUAGGAGCUCUUUGUUUUUAUUAAAUCUACCAUGGCAUUUGGGAGUGGGAGUCUUUGUUUUGUAAUGGAGAAAAGUUGUUUGUUGCAUUGUUAUAUGAAGAUUUGUUAUGGCAUCACAGUCUGGUGUGUGAGUGUGGUGUUGAAUGCAUCACAGUCUGGUGUUGUGUUCAUGAGUCAGUUGUAAAGGUCAUGCAAUAAUGGUGAUAUUCCUGUUAUACCCCCUGAAGCAUUUGAUACUGUAUAUAUAUCCUAAUGUAUCUGCCACAAUGUAUAAUUUUGAAUCUCAGAGGAAAUUUGUCUCGGGAUAAUAAAACUCAAUUUGUUUUUCACAGACUUUGAACACCUUGGGUAAAAAUUAUCCCCUUCUGCUAAAGCGAAUGACAAGUAUGUUAGUUUUACUGUGCCUGAGAGGAUGUUUUAUAUUUUAAACCAGCCAUGAAAUGAGUAAGUGAGUACAGUUUUAUGCCAUUGUGAGCAAUAUUGUAACAAUAUCGUGGUGGGAGACACCAGAAAUGGGCUUUACUCAAUGUUCCAAUAUGGGGAAUCAAAAGAUACAAUGAGUACUGAAAACAGUACUUUGACCCCAAGUUACUCCGCAGGAUGUAUUAUCAGUGAAAGGUGAGUUCACUGGAACAGACUUUGCACCUUAUCAGUGUCCUGCCUGCUGUGUUGAGUCAUGUCUUGUAUAGAGAUAGGUGUGGACAAUAAAAGGACACUUUGUGACUCAACGAGGACCAACGUAAGAGACAGUGAACUACAAUUCAUUUCUCCACAACAGAUAGGCCACUAAUCUAAAAUCAUUCUCUUGAUGAAAAAGAGUGCACAUCCUGUAUUGAUGAUUCGUAAUGCAGUUUAACUUAUUUGAUUUCUUUAGAUUCCUUUUCAGUUUCCAACAGAGUAAUCAGUCAUAUAUUCUGAUGGAUAAUCCUGUGAAAAAUAUGUAUUUUAUGAAUUUGAGAUUGAUCAUAAAGUUACAUAAAUAGUGUCAGAAGUAUGGUACAGUCAAAUCAAAUUGAAGGCCUUUUGUGUGAUUGUGUCCUGAAUGUCAAGGCCUAUUGUGUGAUUGUGUCCUGAAUGUCAAGGCCUAUUGUGUGAUUGUGUCCUGAAUGUCAAGGCCUAUUGUGUUUCUGAAUGUCAAGGCCUAUUGUGUGAUUGUGUCCUGAAUGUCAAGGCCUAUUGUGUGAUUGUGUCCUUAAUGUCAAGGCCUAUUGCAUGAUUGUGUUUGUUUGUUCUUCAUUCACAGCUUUUGUUCCUGUUAGUCUGUGAAAGACAUUUUGAGAGUUACAUGAUUUUGCAUCUGAUCUGGUACAUGUCUUCAUAAAUAGACUAGGAUAAUAAUCUCUGAAAUAUUUUAUUAAAUGUGUGUCAGUUCAGUUGUAAACUGAACCUGUAUGAUGACCCCCCCCUCUGAACCUGCGGACGUGAUGGUACAGCAGUUACUAUGGUGAUGGGCUUCCUCCAUUAUUGACCAUAGUUUGCUUUCCCUGGUGCAGUGAAGUGUAACACAAAUAAAUAUGUUAAAACCAGCA